CGCUAUGUGAUUUCAGAUUUGAAUUAUUCUCAAACAAAUAAAUCUGCUUUCAUACUUUAUCUUUAUUAUAUAUGUUUUUACGGAUUUGUGUGUCGCAAAAUAAUAUAAUACAUAUUGCAAAUAAAAAUGAAAAGAUUAAAAAGUGUAUCCAUUAAUUUUUUUCCCAUCACACGAGGCCCGAGGGUACUUCAAAUAAUAAUAAAUAAGUUUUGAUUGUCAUCCUUUAUUUUUUUACAUUGUUUUUGAGUGCACGUGCUUAAGUUUAGGGAAUAUUCGAACAGCAUGGAACAUGAAGAAAAACUUUCUCUCAGCGUUCUAGAAGACCGACCCUAUCGAUAUUUACAACAGAUGGCAAAAUCUAUUGGAUUACCAUCAAAUUUUAAGAAAGUCUAUUUAAUAGAAUUGAUACAAGCUAAGAAGUUCAAAACUGAAAGAGAAGUUAAUACUAUUAUACAUAGAGUUAAACUUGAGCGAUUGCAAUUAUCAAAAGCCAGAAGAGAAAGUAAAAGAAGAAAAAUGCAGAUGACAGAAGUAGCAUCAACAAGCAGAUCCUGCUUCUCUCCACCCAUAACAAUGACACCAAAACGUUCAAAUCAAAUGUAUGUGAGAUGCAGUCCAGAACAACGCAGACCUCUCAUCACUUAUAAUCCAAAACGGAAUUUAAUACAAAAUCUUAAUCAAAAUCCCACACCAAAUUCAGCAACUUCAUGUGGUAGAAUAUUAAGAAGUUUUAACAUGAAAACUUUAAAACCCAAUUAUGCAUUAAUGAAUGGUCAGGAUAUAUUCAAGUCGCAUACAAAUCCAAAAGAAACGAAAAUCAAAAUAAUAACAAACAGUGGUGGAUUCCCUCAGUUCAAUGUCACUGCUAAGUGUGUUGUGAAAAAGCACAGGCCCAGUGUAUUAGCCAAUGGGAAGACAGCCUUGAAGACACAUUUAAUGCUAACCCAAAGCAUGGAUUUAUUACAAAAUCCAAUACCAGCAAAGCGUCAACGAACUCUAAGCGGUAUAUAUCCAUUAAUACCUUCAGAUACAAUACCAAGAAAUCUUCAAACUACCGAGAGUGUUUGUUUACGUAAAAUAGACGGUAGUUUGACAAAGAUCAAUGCAUUAGUGCAGAAACGUAAUAUAGAUAUUAUACCACGACAAAAAAAUAACUUCAAAAAUACUGAAGUAAAUAUUCAAGACAUAUUGAAUAGUAUUGAUGCCAAUACAGACCAUAUCACAGAUGGUAAUAGAAAUAAUGAAUAUUUGCAAACACAAUAUCCAAAUUUAUCAAGUAUAGACGCAGCAUACAGUAAUAUGUAUAAUACCCAAGCGCCUGGUAUUGAAAAUAAUUUAAAAGAAAAUGACAUGGAUAUUUACUCGGUUUAUUAUCACAAAAAAAUCAGAGCCGAACAAAUAAGAUGUCAACGGUUGAGAGAAAUGCAAGAUAAUGAAAGAUUACCGAAGAUCGGUGAUGUUUUUAGUAAAUUCAGUGAUGUUUAUAGGAGAGAUUUGACGCAGCCUCUGUAUGUGCAAGUCAGCACUGAAGCCGAGAGAAGUCAAAAUCAUCCAUUUUAUGUUACCAGAGGUCCGGCAAAUACGAUUAUGCUGGAACAUCUAUACAAUUUUAAAAGUCAAUUACUAACAAACGCACCGUUACUGCAAAUAGCAACUACGUCCAACACAAAAUGUGUCUACAGCACACCUAUUAUUGCAACUGCUGUGGCGCAACCCUCGACGAUUGUGUCGAACGAAGCUUAUGUUUCUUCGUUCGAGGUGGAUAGUCAUCGUAAUCAACACGACAUCGAUCCGAGGUUGUACGAAUUCCUACACUUCUCAGAGCAGACGAGGAGGAAUUAUUCACAUUGUGAUGAUUUCAGUACAUCGACGUCAUCUUUGGGAACGUCUCAAGACAUAAGCACGACCGUCUCUAUUCCGGAGAUGGUGGAAGAUGCACUUGAAAUUAUAAGUCAGGAUGGGGAUUAUAUGGAACAAAUCGCAAUGGACGUGAGUGUGCAAUGCGUGCUCUGUACCUGGGCGGGACCCAAGAUAUUACUCGAAUAUCACAUCAAAAAGGAGCACGCGCAGGCCAUCCACCGGCAGCGCGGCAGCGAGUGGGCGGUGCCGUGGGCGGUGCCGGCGGCGCGGGGCGCGCGGGGCGCGGGCGGCGCGGCGCGGCACCUGCUGCAGCUGGGGGACGCGCUCUACGUGCUCAGCGCGCGCUACCGCGACCCCGACUGCUUCACGGCCUGCCUCGCCUCAUUAUCGACGGAAAGUACACAAAAAUACGGCUCUAUAACAAUUUACAACAAAGUCUCCGGUGAACCAUUCUCGUGGAGCGGUCACAUACAACCGCUACCGCUCAACCUGCCAUAUGAAAACGAGGCCAGCUGUCUCAAAGUAGAAUUGUCUAAACUAGACUUACUACCCAAUAGCGCUAACUUAAAACUAUUCAACAGAGAGUUAGUGACAGACUCACCGAGCAAAGUCAUUAUAGGGCAACCCAUAUUUAAUGAUAUACAAUUGAUAAUAUUCGUUAGGAUUUUUAAUUAAAACUUUUGGAUAAAUAUUUGCAAUGCUAGCGCCACAUAUGUGCAAAUGAACGAACAUCUAUGAUGUAAAGAUGCUAUGAAAGUAUUUAACUACCAAUUGGUUUUAAAUAUCAUAUUCAUCGAUAAAGUCCUUAUUAUAACUUUCAAAGCAAUAUUAAUUAUAACAUUACAUUUUCUCAAUUUUUAAGACUGAAUUUGUAUAACAGAAAACCGACAGAAGACUCCUUCAUAACAUAUUAUAAAAGUUAUUAAGGGUGUCACUAGGUAAACAUUUCUGUCUCCUUCUUUCGAAUGUCAAAUCUAUGAUCUAUAACAGAAAGAGAUAGCAAUGUUUAUCUAAACACUCGCUAAACGACUUUAAAAAGUAAAACAUUAAUAGUGCCUUAACAUUUUUAAACUCUUAACUUUUAUAUAUUUCUACACGUAACGUUACAAAGUUGUAAUUGGUUUUAUCGUAACUUUAUUUUUAAUUAAUAUAUUUACUUAAUUUCUAACUUUGUUAUUUUAUGCUUAUGGCAACACAAGUGUUAAUUGUUCUAGUUUUAAGUUGUUGAUUUUGAAUCUUUUUUUUAUUUUAUAAUCAUGUUGAUUACUUUCAUCGUUUUAUUUUAAGAGAAGUCUUUAAUAAUUAUGUGCCAUACUAACUUGUAUUACUUUUUUUUUGUUAAACAAAGUAUUUUUUUUUUAAAUUUUCCAAGUAUUUAAAGAAUAUUUUUAUAGCAUUACUUCAAUAUAGUUUAUGAUAUGAAUAAGAAAUUAUGAGAAAAAUAACGCAUAAAUGCCUUCAACGUUUAUUGUAGUUUAUUAUUGUUAUUAACAUUGAAUUUGUAUGUUUUUAACGAAUUUUAAAGUCAAUACUUUUGCGGCUUUAAGUAUUAAAAUUGUGACAUCGAUAAACAUAACAGUAUAUUAUGCUAACAAUUCAAAUAAAUUCAUCGUGAAAAAAUCGUUAUGUACUUCUUUUAAGCUCUCUGUUAAAAAUUGUAAUUUUGUAAAGUAUUUUGCGACC
Vanessa atalanta (red admiral) is the source of this 3543-nucleotide messenger RNA. RefSeq lists its product as uncharacterized. Bases 283 to 2535 code for a protein of 750 amino acids. NCBI's taxonomy places the organism in Eukaryota, Metazoa, Arthropoda, Insecta, Lepidoptera, Nymphalidae. The record is from RefSeq and is a predicted model, not a curated record. The transcript has 11 exons.